Symbiodinium sp. CCMP2592 is the source of this 2472-nucleotide messenger RNA. The record is from the annotation of a GenBank genome assembly. Lineage: Eukaryota; Dinophyceae; Suessiales; Symbiodiniaceae.
AUGCUGGCUCGAAGCCUGAUCCCGCUGCUCUCGGCAGUGAACUUCCUCGCCUUAGAGAGCGCAGCUCCCGUUCGACGACUCGCGCACCAUUCCUGUCAAGGAUAUGAUGAAGAGGUGGGCGGGUGUGAGGAACUGCCAGCUUGCUCUGUAUGUCAGCCACAAGACUGCGUUUUCUCUCCGUGGAAUUCCUGGUAUGAUGCGGGCGGAUGUAUUGGCUUGAAGUUCCGGGAAAGGUCGAAAGCCACCUCCAACAAUGAGUGUGGCAAGCCGUGCAGCGGAGCCCUGCUGGAGUCGGAAUCUUUCGUCCAAGACAAGUGCGUCAAGAAGGUCACCGACUGCAUGUUUGGCGUAUGGUCGGAAUGGACUCCAUGCCACAGCUCGGCGGACCAGUCGGUAAGAUCAAGAUCCAUCGUCCAGCAGCCAACUGACACAGGCAGACCAUGUGAGGGUCCUACCAAGCUAACAAGGCCCUGCGGAACGAGCAAGCAGCCAAUCGCAUGCCAGUUUAGCCCCUGGCGGGAAUGGACCACUUGCAGCUCUACUUGUGGGGAAGGCCGUCAUACCCGGCUGCGGCGGAUUGAUCAGGAGGCGCUGCAUGGUGGUGACAUUUGCGUGGGCGUGUUGUUGGAGACCGUGCCCUGUUCUCUGCCUCCCUGUGGUCGCAGCGAUUGCCGCGUCACCACAUGGUCGUCAUGGAGCGAUUGCGCCGAGGAGGGACAAACACAGCGCCUUCGGAGACGAACAGUUCAGCAAAUGCCGGCCGGAGGAGGCCUUGUCUGUCCCACAGAGUUGGUGGUGACGGCUGGGUGUCCUGCUACACCGCCACAGAACUGCUCCCUGACAGAGUGGACGCCAUGGACUUCUUGUGACAAAACGUGCGAUGGUGGUCAGUCAUACCGUGAGCGCCAGCUGAACCAGCCCAGCAGCGCCAAGGGCUUUUGUCCAGCAAGUGUGAUGAAGGAGAGCAUCCAGUGCAACACGGCGCCUUGCUAUGAUCCGAAGGAGCACGAUUGCAUCCUAGGUGAGUGGGAUGAUUGGACUUCCUGUUCGGCCCAGUGCGGAAAAGGCCAAAAACAUCGGGUGCGCCGGGUGACUCGACCUGCUACGAAUAGAGGAAGAGGAUGUGAAGGGCCGAUGUCGGAGCUCUUUCCUUGCGAGGACUCACAAUGCCAUCAGCAGGACUGCCGAUGGAGCGACUGGGAAGAGUGGUCGGACUGCUCCUGCACCUGUGGGGGAGGUGUGAAAAAGCGCAACCGUGUCAUCGCUGUAUCCCCUCGACAUGGCGGUAAGCUUUGCCCACCAGAAGUGAAAAGCGAGAUCUCGCCUUGCAACACCCAUCUUUGUGAUCGAGGGUGUGUUGAUGCAGUUUGGGCACCCUGGCAGGAGUGGUCCAAGUGCUCUGCGUCAUGCUCUGAGGGCUAUCGCUCACGUUCUCGUCUGAUUGAGGUCGAGGCCAACCAUUGUGGGUUGCCCGUUGGUGGCCUUCGUGAGCAAUUUGAAAGCUGCACCUCUGCACAGCCCUGUAUCAACGAUCGGGAUUGCCAACUUACGAUGUGGGCCAGCUGGUCAAAGUGCAGCUGCUCCUGCUUCGGAAUCCGGGAACGAACCCGCAACAUCAAGGACUUUGCCUCAGGGAAUGGAAAGCCAUGCGAUGGGCUUGCGCUCAAGGUCAUAGAAGCCUGCAACGACGAUGAUGAUGAUCCUGCAUCGCAGGCUUGCGGCGAACCACUGCCGCAGGAUUGUCAACUCAGCGAAUGGAGUGAGUGGUCAAAGUGCAGCUUGAGCUGUGGUGGCGGCCAGAAGGAGCGCAGGCGUGAGGUUCAACGAGAACCGGCCAAGGGAGGGAAGGCGUGUGACAAUUCGCUGAGCGUCACAGCUCCUUGCAACACGCAGCUCUGCCAGCCCGUGGUUUGCCUGGACUGCGAAUGGGGUGCGUGGUCCGACUGGGGCGACUGUUCGAGGUGUGGGGGCCAGCGCUUCCGCCAUCGUGCCAUCAUGAAAAUGCCCAACGAGUGCGGGAAAGUCUGUCAUCCACGCAGUGCGCGAGAAGUGUCCGCGUGCAGCAGCCACUGCGAAACGACCAAGUAUUGUGCAUGGUCGUCAUGGACCAGUACAAGCUCUUGUAAUACAGGAUGCGGAGCCUCCGCUGUUGUCAGGACAUCUGAAUUUGCAGAGGCUGCUUGUUUAUUUGUCCUACAACACAAGUCUUCACAGAGGGAGAGCGUGUCCGGUGCAUACCAGAUCGGACCAUGUUCACAGCCCAUGACUCUUUUGCUUGCAGUGACUCUGACGGAUUAUGGGAGUUGUGGGAUGUUGCGGGCAUCACUCAUCACCUAUCUGUCGCUCCCCUGCCUUGAAGUACACUGUUGUUUCUCUUCCAGCACGCGCAUUUCUGAGGAUGGGUAUGAUGGGUGGGAUGUCUGGCGCACGUGGCCGUUUUGGCACGAAUGGCUUUCCGAAAACAAUUCAUAG